Molecule: messenger RNA, 1862 nt
Organism: Hordeum vulgare subsp. vulgare (domesticated barley)
Lineage: Eukaryota; Viridiplantae; Streptophyta; Magnoliopsida; Poales; Poaceae
Product: protein IQ-domain 26-like
Exons: 4
Coding region: 459-1598 (379 amino acids)
Molecular function (GO): protein binding
Source: RefSeq, a predicted model, not a curated record
CGAGGCCCACGCGUCAGUCCGGCUCCCACCUAUCCCUCUCCCUCCCCGCCCGCUGGAGCCGUAGGAGUAAUCCGCUCGCCGCCGCUUCGGUUACCCGUUCGAGGUUGAUGCGCUGCAAAGUUUCCGGUUGUGGGCUGGCUGGCUGGACUCGACUCACGUAAACUUCGCCGCCCCGCUCCGGCCACCGGCCUUUCCAUCUUUUGCCGCUGCUCUCUCUCCCUUCCCUUACCUGCCCCGCAACCGCAGGUUUCUCCUUCUGUUGCUGGUCUAUCCCCAAAAGCUCAUUUUCUCUCGACUCAACUCAGGUCUCGGAGCCCUGGAAGCUCUGUGCGCCGUGCUCUCGGGCAUAGUGGGCCAAGUACUGCCCUCUUCUUGUAAGAUUCUUCAUCUUACUGGCGUUCGGUUGCGUUGACGCGCUAGCUUCUUCUUCUCCCUUGCGUUCGUUCGUGUCCGCAGAGAUGGGGCGUGCCAUGAGGUGGCUCAAGAGGCUGCUCACAGGCAGGAAGGAGGCGCAUGGAGGCGGCAAGGACAUCCAUGCCGCGCCCGACUGGCAUGACACUGCGGCGGUCAAGGAGUCCACCAAGAGAUGGAGCUUCGUGAAGCAGAGGAAGAGCGGGGUUGACGCCGGGAAGCGGCCUUCCGAGGCUAUCGCCGCCGCGCUGGAGCCGUCGCGGGUGAAGCCAUGCCGCUGUGCUGGCGGCGAGCAGGUGGGAGCGCGCGAGGAGACCGCGGCCGUCCUGAUUCAGAAAGCUUUCAGAGGCUACCUGGCUAGGAAGGCGCUUCGCGCUCUGAGAUCACUCGUCAAGCUGCAGGCCCUGGUCCGAGGCUACCUCGUGAGGAAGCAGGCGGCCACGACCCUGCACAGGUUGCAGGCGCUCAUGCGGCUGCAGGCCGAUUCCCGCGCCUUCAAGAGCGCCUCCUACCGGAAAUCCAUGGAACAGGAGAGGAUCAUCGCGCAGGAUGCCAGGAUGAGGACGCCGCCGGCGAAGCCGGGGCACCGGCGGAGGCUGUCCGACAGCACGGACUCCAACUACGAGCGCAGUCCGCGGAUCGUGGAGAUGGACACGUGCCACCUCCGCUCCCGUUCCAGCCGUAUCGUGAGCGGCCGGUACGCCGCCGAUCGCUCGUCGGGCCGCCUCACGCCGGACCUGGCCCCGCCGAUCUCGCCGCGGUCCGUCAAGCAGCCCCCGCGAGUGUCCACCCGGCGUGAGCGCGAGCCCGUCAGGCACGCCAAGACGGCGCAGAACACGCCCCGCUUCAGCGGGCCCGACGCGCCGUACGCGUACGACUCGCCUGCCAAGAGCGUGGACGGGCUGGCGGCGCGGCCGCUCUGGCACCGGGACCUGCUUGCGAGCCCGCGCUACAUGGCGGGCACUGCCUCGUCGGCGGCGAGGCUGCGGUGCCAGAGCGCGCCCAGGCAGCCGGCCGAGGCGCCGAGGGCGAGCCUGACACAGCGGGAUGCUGUGCCGAGGAAGUCGACGUGCACGCGGACGCAGCAUGGCGGCCUCUGCUUCCACUCCUCGGACGCCACCCGCGCGCGCUGCUCCGACCUCAGCGACGACGCGGCCAGAGAUUAUUACUUGGACAGGAUGUGGUGAUCGUCUGAUCUAUCAAGGUGGAGACGGACCGGACCGGACGGUGGUGUAAGAUGGCAGUAGCUGCAAAUUGCUGGAUAGUCUCUGAAUUUUGUACAUGCUUAGUUGCUAAAUUUUCUUUCUUGAUUGAUGACAUCUACAGUAGCUGCUAAAGUGUUACUACAAGCUAAGACAUACAGUAUUUAAGUAGUGUGUGAGCCUGAAGGUGUACGACAUCAAUGGAGCACAGGCAAUAGAACAAGGUAAAUAAAAUGAAGCGCAGAAUUA